AUGUACACCAAGGUCUUUACCGCGGCCGUUGCCGUCCUUUCCUUCGCUUCAGUCGAAGCCGCCAUCCUCCCACGCGCAACAAUCACGCCUGGAACCGUCGUCCUUCCCGAAGUCGUCUUCAACCCCGGCGAACUGACAGAUCCGCUCUACACCGCGCUGAACAUCCUCCGCGGCGACAUCCUCAAGACCACAACCUUGGCCGGCGACCUCACAAAGACCGUCGGAACAACAGUCAAGGAUAGAACCGACCAAGUCAACGCCGUCAUCCGCCAAAUAACAAGCAACACAAACAGCAUCCGCACCAGAGUCGGCACAGUCGUCGGCAACCUCCUAGGCGUCGUCCCCUCAGGCAUCCCCGCCCCGUCCGCGACAUCCGCCGCGCCUCCCUCCGUGCCCACGGCCGAGGUCGUCCAGAUCGCUCAAGACGUCGUCGUCCAGGCCCAGCUGCUCGCCCGCCAGGCCACCACCCAGCUGCAGAACCUCCAGGCCCAGGCCAACGCCGUCGCCGACCCCGUCUCCAAGGCCGCCUACACCCUCGCUUACACGCAGGCCAGCCUGGCGCUUCAGGUCGCGCUCAGC
Molecule: messenger RNA, 579 nt
Organism: Colletotrichum godetiae
Lineage: Eukaryota; Fungi; Ascomycota; Sordariomycetes; Glomerellales; Glomerellaceae
Exons: 2
Source: RefSeq, a predicted model, not a curated record